CUGACAACGCUUUGUUAGUUUAUUUUGAAGGGUUAAGCGGAAGUACUUAAGAGACUUACGCGUGAUUUGACGUUGCUGGAUGGCAAAGGCGUAGCUAGUAAACAUCUCAGAAAGCCGAGGAAAGACAGCGGGCGCCGUCGCUUGACAACACCGAUUGAGAACAGAUAUUAUUCGGCUUGAGUCGACCCAGUCUGUGUCUCUCGGUCUCCUCUAACCUGCCGGGACUGUCACGGCAACAACCGCCGCCUCCUAAAGCACCGAAGCAGCCGGAGUUAGCGUUAGCAUUAGCAUCAGACGACAACCAUGAUAGCGUUGAUCAACAAACUGCUCGACUGGUUCAAGGCGCUCUUCUGGAAGGAGGAGAUGGAGCUGACGCUGGUGGGCCUGCAGUACUCCGGGAAAACCACAUUUGUCAACGUGAUAGCGUCUGGUCAGUUCAGCGAAGACAUGAUUCCCACAGUUGGAUUCAACAUGAGGAAGAUCACCAAAGGCAACGUCACCAUCAAGUUGUGGGAUAUUGGCGGGCAGCCUCGCUUCAGAAGCAUGUGGGAACGUUACUGUCGAGGCGUCAGCGCCAUUGUUUACAUGGUGGACGCAGCCGACCCAGAGAAGAUUGAAGCCUCUAAAAACGAACUUCACAACCUGCUGGACAAACCACAGCUGCAAGGAAUUCCAGUUUUGGUUUUGGGGAACAAGAGAGACCUCCCCGGGGCGUUGGAUGAGAAGGAGCUCAUCGAGAGGAUGAAUCUGUCGGCCAUCCAAGACAGAGAGAUCUGCUGCUACUCCAUCUCCUGCAAGGAGAAAGACAACAUCGACAUCACUCUCCAGUGGUUGAUCCAACACUCCCGGACUAAGAGGAGUUCCUGAGAACAGACACACUCCCUGCGUCGGAGCAGUCCGUGCCCACAAGAUCAACCCUUCCCGUCCCCUUCACACGCCACUUUUCCCACUCACCACCAUUCGAUCUCGCUCUAAACAUUCUUUUCCAGACGCUGUCGUCUCUACCUCGGGAUGCACUGACGCUAUCAUCAACGAUGCUGAAAUAUAAAUAUCUUUAGCUAAAGUUUCAAAAUCAUUAGUAAUUUGGUGUAUUUGUAAAAUCCAAUUCGAAUAAUUCAGAGUGUCAGUGCAUCGUCACAUGUCUGCAUCCCUCCCAUCCAUAGCGUUUUAUUAAACCCCUCUGAAACUAAAAGCCUUUUGUAAAUCCGCUCGACUGUCAGCCAUGUUGACUUUUAAUCGUCGCUGAAAUUGCCGUCACUUAAAAAAGGUGCCAUCGGAUUCUUUCCCAUGAGCCUCCUCUUCUUUAUUUUGCACCCAGAAACAAAAAAAUGCCUUCAUCCAUUUCUUCUCCUUCCUUCAUCCCCCAAACAUCCAUUCAUUCCUUCGCAUUUAUACCUAACCCGACAAGCGCCGCCCCCCUCCUGGCUCCUCCUCCGUCUCUUGUAACCAGCCCGUGCUCCCUCCUCUUCCUUCCCUUUUUCUUUUACUUGUGUCCUCGCCGCCUCACUCCCUUUCGAGCGAGGGAUGAAAUCUUUUUAUUGCACUGUUGAUUUUUGGUAUUGUAAGAUAUAAUUAAUGACAAUAAUGUUAAUAAUCUUAUCGUGACAUAACCUGUCCAGAUUUAAGGAGGCGGUACUAGAACUGGAGGUGUUACUGUUUCUGUGUAUAUGUAAUAAGCUUUUUUUUCCUCAUACGUUUUAUAUUUCUUUUUUUUUUAUUGUUGUUUUUGACAUCAUAAAGACUACGCUCGAUGUGUAACCAGUCCAAGUGUUUUUCGCUCCACGGCGCCUGCUGAUUGGACCGGAGCUGUCAUGUGAUGUCAUUUUCAUGUGCGACACAGCGAAGCAAGCGUAGUAGUUUGGUUCACUCGUCCAUACUUGAUGCAUCUUUCGACUAAUCCUCUGCGCUAGGUCAUUUUCCAAUUAUUAAAUCAGAGCGUGAUUCAUCUAUUUAUUUUAAUCUCGACAACAAAUCAUCACUCGCCACGUUAUGGAAAACAUGUAUUGAUUUUUAUCAUCCAAACUGUUCAGGCCUAAUAAAGAUGAAGAACUAUUUAUUGUUCAUCCGAAAAAAGCUUUUUUUUGUCUUUUUAAACUCACUCCUUCAUCAUGUGACACUUUAAUCUCGAUUAUUUAAAUGUUCAACCAUGCAGACACCAACAUUUGAAGUGCAAUGUCUGCCUUUAUUUAUUUAUAUUUUUGGGGUGCCUUUAGGUUGCAGCAUGUACAUUCUUUGUUGGUGUAUCUGAAGGGAUGUGAAGGUGAAAAUGAGUCAACGUGGAGCAGACUUUUACAUUUUUCAACUGGGCUCCUAUCUUGCUCCUGUAGACAGUGACAUCACAGGGCCUUCUCUUUUCAGGAGAUGAGAUCACCAGCACACUGAACCCCUAAAAAAAAUAAUCGGACUCUUUCCUUAUCUCCUGCUUUAUUGCCUCACUCAUAAACUUUAUGAAUAAUGAUCAUUUAUGGGCGCGAUGUGAGCGUUUUUCUUUUUUCAUGGACUCGAAAUAAUUGUGCGUCUUUAUGUUACGAUAUCUAAAUGAUGUAAUGUAACCUGCCGUGAGUGUCAUUACUUCAAGUGCAUGAAUAAAAUGAUGGGAAGUCGGUCAAGUUGAUCUGAUGAUUUGUUGACCUUCAGAAAUGCCAUUCAUGUGAAUCUUACAACCCCCCUCCACACAGGCUCCUCCUGUGAGAGUAUAUUCAUGGUGUCAUACAACACCAUUGUUUCGAAUUUAGGUGCCGCGUUUGGUGACCGGUGAAUCGGCAUGUAGGUUCUUUUGUUUGUCUCUAUGUUUGCAUGGAGCUAAGAUCAGCGGGUUUCAGUGAAAUUGGAAAAAAAAAGUUGAAGGGCUGAACCUGGAUGUAGAAAACUAACUCACAAUUCAAACAUUUGGGAUUCGUGUUCAGUACUGCAUGUCUAUUCAGUAUUUUCACAUGAUCUUAUUGAAUAUUUAUGGGUCAAAAUUGAUAUUUUGGCGUUUGAUGAUGAGACGGUGGAUGAGCUUGAGGCGUGGGUCGAGACUUGGCGAUAUUUUGGAGAUCCUAAAAGCCUCCGUUGAUUUGUAAGUGGCCUCAUCGUGGCAGGCAACAACACAACGUGAGUUUUCAAAUUGCUUUUGAUACUGGUUUAUACACACAAAGUCGGGCUGUUGUUUUAACUGGAUUGUUUGGCUCGGUGAAACAUGUUGAAGAGAAUCACACAUGUAAAUGAUGCUUAUUAAAGGUGUAAGAACAA
Synchiropus splendidus (mandarinfish) is the source of this 3234-nucleotide messenger RNA. RefSeq names its product ADP-ribosylation factor-like protein 8A. Lineage: Eukaryota; Metazoa; Chordata; Actinopteri; Syngnathiformes; Callionymidae. Gene Ontology annotation, cellular component: lysosomal membrane. The transcript has 7 exons. Gene Ontology annotation, biological process: protein transport; anterograde axonal transport. Bases 304 to 867 code for a protein of 187 amino acids. Gene Ontology annotation, molecular function: GTPase activity; GTP binding. The record is from RefSeq and is a predicted model, not a curated record.